AUGAAUGGUCUGCGGUGUGGGCCGCUGGUCUUUGCGCGGUGGAGCAGCCGUCUCGCGCAGCGGGCGCUCAUCUACAACAGCUAUUACCCUGCGUUUGACCGAGGCGACUUCCAACAAUUGGGGGUUCUAGGGCCCUUUGGUUCCCUGGAGGGUCCCGCAGCGCCGCCUGCGAGGUUAUGGAGGGUCCGGGACCCCCGCUAUUUCCAGUUUAGAGACAAGUACGUCCUUCUUUUUGACAAUGCUAGGGUGAGGGACGAGUAUUUGGAAAGAACCCGCGGGAAACGGCUGAAUAAAGUCAGGGUACGGUUCCAACCUGCUGGGGAACUUGCUACGGUUGUGGACAAGUUCAUGCAGUAUUCGAGGAAUCUGGAGGCUGCGUAUGCGUCCGAGGACGCUUACAGGCUCGCAAUCGCUUCACCUAAUGAGGAAUCGACGAAGACCUUAGGGGAAGCAGUUGUUGGUACGGAACUGCUCGAGAGUAAAUCUGCACUCGUUUGGAAUUUACCAAAUACAUGGCACCCUGGGAGAGUCGCAGACACGUUUUGGCAGUACGAUGUCAAACAUUGCUUUAAGAUGUUCUGGAAUGAAUUGGACAACGUUUCUCUGUACUAUUUCGCGUUCAACGAGACACACGAGAGAGACAAGUUCAAAUACAAUGUACAUGGAGUCUACCUAAAUGAGGCCAAAUUGCUCGUGGAGAGCUUGUGA
Molecule: messenger RNA, 708 nt
Organism: Huiozyma naganishii CBS 8797
Lineage: Eukaryota; Fungi; Ascomycota; Saccharomycetes; Saccharomycetales; Saccharomycetaceae
Gene: PET54
Product: Pet54p
Exons: 1
Coding region: 1-708 (235 amino acids)
Source: RefSeq, a predicted model, not a curated record